AUGGGAGUUCCUCUACAUCUCCUCUCAGUUAUCAUGAACUUCUUCGAAGAAGAAGCGUCAGAACAUGGAUACGCGCAAUGGAAUGGCAAAGUCAGCGAAGACGCUUAUAGGAAAGAUAUAGAAAAAUCGAAGCGCACACACAAUUAUACACAAUUAUCCAUUGUCAAAACGUUGUCUUUCCCAUUUUCCUCUAAAUGGCGCCGAAUAAUGGACCACUUUCGAAGUUCUGGCGACGGAUGCUGCGUAUUUCCCGGAUAG
Pieris macdunnoughi is the source of this 258-nucleotide messenger RNA. The record is from the annotation of a GenBank genome assembly. NCBI's taxonomy places the organism in Eukaryota, Metazoa, Arthropoda, Insecta, Lepidoptera, Pieridae.